AUGACUAGUUCAACUAUUUUCCCAAAGGUCAUGCUGUGGCUUUUCCUCGCACUCGUUUCGACUGUUAGCAUCGUUAACUGCUCUCGUGAUGGUUCCGGCGUGCCAUAUGCCAAUGAUUCGACGGUUCAAGCUCACCUCGAAGCUAGGUCUAGUCUAAUAGCAACCGAGAAGGAACAGAGACAAGACCAUGCCUUCCGCAGUUCUCUUUCACCAACUGCCCAGCAGGCCGAACGCAUCGUUGCGGCCAUCCGACAAGACGAGAUCGAUAAUUACUGGCGAAGACCUGCUCCUCUAGGUCAGCAAGACACCGAGAGAUUCGCCGGGAUGAUGUUUCCCCAAGCCAAGCCGUUCAUCCCAAGCACAGAACUGUGGAAAAUCGUUCAGCGACUGCCCAAGGGGUCGUUGCUGCACGCGCAUUCGACAGCUUUGGUAUCCGUGGAUAUCAUCAUUGACAGUCUUCUGACCACGGAGGGUAUCGUCAUUUCAGCUUCGCAGAGCCUUACCUCUGAGAUCAGUAGUCUUAAUGCAUCGAUUUCCUUCACACAUGUGAACACGACUGCACCGACAUCUUCGCCUUCAUUGUACUCCACAGAUUACGUACCAAGUUCCUUCGUCCCCAUCACGGUCGCAGCAGAUACACAUCCCGGAGGCCGUGCGGCAUUCAUCUCUCACCUGAAAUCCAAGAUGGCGUUGACCCCGGAAGAGUCACUCCGGCAUGAUCUCGGCGUCGAUGCCAUUUGGAGGAAGUUCCAGAGCUGCUUCGGUCCCAUAGGUGCAGCGCUGAACUACGAACCCAUCAUCCGCACAUACUGGCAAAGUCUCUUCGAGAGUCUGGUGGACGAUGGUGUUUCGUGGGUUGAACUUCGGAGUGGUGGUUCGUCAGCGACGCUGAUUCCCGAGGGACAGGCAGUAGCCGACCCAGAUCUGGACUUUUGGUGGGAGGUCAUGUUGGAUGAAAUUGAGAAAUUCAAGGCAACGGAGAGAGGUCAGAGCUUUUGGGGAGUUCGAGUUAUCUGGUCGGACAUUAGGGCCUGGAAUCGUACGGUACUUACCAAUACCAUGCAAAUUGCAAUCCAGCGAAAGCUGAACUAUCCUGAUCUGUUUAGUGGUUACGACCUAGUUGCCCAGGAAGACCUUGGACGGCCCUUAUCAGACCUGGCACCAGAGUUGAUCUGGUUUCAAGAGCAAGUUCAGGCUCACAAUGUUUCCUUACCUUUCUUCUUCCACGCAGGAGAGACACUUGGCGACGGGAACAGUACGGACUCAAAUUUGUUUGAUGCCAUCCUGUUCGACACCCGGCGUAUCGGACAUGGAUUUUCAUUGUACAAGCAUCCCAAGCUUAUAGAAAAAGUGAUCGAGCAACGCAUCAUGGUUGAAGUAUGUCCUAUAUCGAACGAAGUGCUCCGUCUCGCAACAGACGUCCUCCAUCAUCCCAUACCAGCUAUGAUUGCGCACGGCGUUGCAACAGCCAUAAGUAAUGAUGACCCGUCAAUCAUGGGCCAAGAUGAACCGGGUCUCAGCUUCGACUUUUACCAAGCCAUUCAAGCAUAUGACAACCUUGGGCUUGGAGGUUUGGGUGCUCUCGCUGAAAAUAGUGUGCGUUGGUCUAAUUUUGAGGACCAGACCCAGGUAGAAUGGGUGCAUGAUAUCGACAUGGGUGUUAACGGCUCCGGCACGAAGGCAAGACGAAUGAAGGAGUGGAACCAGAAAUGGGAGGACUUUUGCCAAUGGGUUGUGGAGGAGUAUGGAACAAGGUACAAUGUCAGCUAA
Messenger RNA from Exophiala bonariae, 1770 nucleotides. RefSeq lists its product as uncharacterized. The record is from RefSeq and is a predicted model, not a curated record. NCBI's taxonomy places the organism in Eukaryota, Fungi, Ascomycota, Eurotiomycetes, Chaetothyriales, Herpotrichiellaceae. Gene Ontology annotation, biological process: adenosine catabolic process; inosine biosynthetic process. Gene Ontology annotation, molecular function: adenosine deaminase activity. The transcript is spliced from 4 exons. The coding region runs from base 1 to 1770 and encodes 589 amino acids.